GACUCGGUGACGAUGAUCAUCAACCGAGAGAACGCUCCAGAGGACGAGAGGAUCAAGCGUGUCAUCGGCGCCGAGCACGUGUGCAUGAGGUGCGUCGACUGGGUGCUCGUGCAUUGCCCUGGCAUCGACUGCGACACCAUCGUCAGCGAGCGGAGGGAGGACGAGAACCUUGCUUCGUUCGUGGACGCUGAGGUUGACAAGAAGCGGACUGAUGAGGAGCUGCAGUCGCUGCCCGCGUUAGAGGCGUCUGAUGGUGAGGGUAUUGCGGCUGAGAUGUACAUCAAGCAGUGUGGUUUGACGUGGCACCAAUUCUGCGGCGAGUAUGGCAAGACACCGAAGCAGCUACAGGUAAACCCGUUCAAGGUGCCGACCAAGAGCGACGUAGUCUACCUCUGCGAGCGCACCGAUGAGUUCAAGAAGAAGUACCCGACAGUAAAAACAUCCCUGCUCAAGUCGACUGAGAUUUCAUCGAUAAGGUCCACGACGCUGGUUGGUGACAAACAAAACGACAUCUUGAUGAAGAUGGCUGGCGAGGGCACGUGCUCGAAGGAUGACAGGACUGAGCCCGCCCGCGUGCUCCUGAAGGACUUCGCAGUUACCUCUCAUGCGGUGCUUUUGGAGCGGGCCGCGAAGCUUGUGCAGAGGGCUGAGCAGAGGUCUAGCGCCAAGCGCAAGGCUUCAGAUGCGCCUGCCAGUGGCGGCGACGCCGCUCAAGAGAUCAUCGAGGUGGACGCGGAGGGCGUUGAUGGCGCACCAGUGGCGCCAGGCGCCAGCCAGGAGGAUGAUGCGAUGGCCGAGUUCGACCCUGACAACGACCCCGAGCACACUGGCCCUCGCACGCCGACGUCCUCCAAGAAGGCGAAGGUCGAAGACAAAGGCAUGCCGAUGGGAAGUUCUGAGGUGACGCGGCCUGGAGUCAUCGAGGCCCCGAGGGAGCCUAUCGUGGAGAAGAACCCGUUCCAGGCGAAGCAGGCCGAGUACUGGAUCCACGAGUGCAACUUCCAGCUCGCUUUCGACGGCCACAAGAUGGGCACUCCAUUUUCGCAGGCUGAGUUGCACAUGCCUAAGGUCAGCCUUGCGGACAGGAACAACCUGAAGACCAGACUGGAUCGAUGCAAACUGGCAGUGGAAAUGGGUGUAAACAAUUGCCGCGGACUGGAUGAUGAGACGCUCCAGUCUCAUUGGAAGGAGUUGCAGAAAGCAGGAGCUCAGUUGACGCUCAAAGCGUGGAUCCCCCUUGCACAGCGCAGCGCUGCUGCGGCUUGGUCUAAGAUCGACGCGGGAUCGCCUGGCGAUGUCCAUGGUCAAUGCUCUGAGCUCUUUUCUUACAUCAGCUUGUGGACUAGCGAUGCCGCGAAGGAGAUGGAUGUCACGAAGGUCGAUUUGGCGAGGCUCCCUUUAACAGAUCGUGCUUUGGCCUGUGCUUUCUGCGACAUGGCAUUCAAAGAUCAAGUGGCGAAGUGGUUCCAGGCUGGAGAGGAGAAGAAGGAGUGCAUCUUGGAGUUCGCGAAAGCCGCCCGCGAGAAGUGGGAUGACAUAGCAGAGACCGCAGACUUGGGCACAGCCUGUGCAUACACGUACACUCAGGCAUGCUGCGUAGUGGAAGCCAUCCAGGUCCUCGCUGGCGAUUAUUGGAUCAUGUUUGACUUCGGGCCCGAUGUUUGGGGGGCCAUCGGGGCGAUCGGCAGAGCUGCAGCGAGGAACGAGUCUGACCCAGGGCCGUUUCAGAUGGUUGGCCAGGCGGUCGGCACGAACGAUUGGUGGAAACAUCCGAAGAACACCUGGCUGAAGCGGAUCCCGAAGAUCAGGCAGUGCGGCAAGUACAUGCGGCAGGUUUACACCAGCUUGAAGGCUACAGAGGCGGAGCCGACAGCAGAGUUCGCGAGGUGGUUGACUGGCAUUUGUGACCAGACGCUGCACUGGGAGGCAGCCGCAUCCUUUUGGGAAGAGUUCACCUUUGACGUCAGAGAGCUUAUCCUGUCGCUCGCUUCGAAAGCUACUGAGACAUUGCUGAGGACGAUGGGCGAUACUACGAGUCAGCCAAUUGCAAAUGUCUUGAAUGUUGUCUCUCAGUUCCAGGCCCUCUACAAGCAGCUGCACAUCCUGUUCCCGUCGAAGGACUCAGUCGUACGUGAAGCUGCGGCUUUGGAUCAGGCAACCAAGCCGAUCGACAUCACUGCAAAGGUCGAGGAGUUCAGUCGCAACCUCGAGACGCUGGACUACAGGGCAUCAGACUCGCAUCAUCAGCUCGCGGGGGCGGCAGCGGCUUGCAAUGGCAAAGACAUGCCAGAUGAUAUCCAUGCCUUCUGCCAUCAGAAGGCGGUCUACUUUCACGAGCUUCUCAUCGACAACCCUGCUGGCGAUAGCCUCGCUGAUGCGGACACCUUCCUGACCCACGCGCCCGACGACAUCUUCGGCAUAUUGAACGUCUUAGGAGACGCUUGCCCAGAGGAUUCGAAAGAUCAGAUCAUGAAGACUACCACUCUCUUGAGAAAAGUCCUCGGCGUCAAGUCUGCUGUGUCCACGGUCCUGGCCGCGAUGGAGGCAAUGGUGGCAGCCAAGGCCUGCAAGCACUACCACAACGAUCAGACCCGCUUAAUGGAGAUGAGCAACGGUAGUAUCAACGACGCCAAAGAAGUGAUCAUGGAGAAGGGCGGGGUCCGCAAGUCCGCCAUGCAACACUCGCUGGACUCGGACCUCCAGGCGCUGAACACGGACAUCGAGAACCAUGAGUCCAUCCAGAUGUUCUGCGCUCAGCUCCCCAAGGCUACGGACAUCGCUGAGAUUGCUGAGCUCUUUGACAAGACGGUGACGGGCCUCGACGUGAAAAGCUUUCAGAAGAGGGCUUCUGCGGUGACGGGAGUUCUCAAGCAGAUGUCGGACAUGACCGACAAGUACUGCCUCAAGCACGACACCAACUACGACAAAACUGUGCUGAAUGAUGUUGCUGGUGUUCGGAUCCUCACUUGCACGAUUCGCAUGUGCUCGACCUUCGCCGACAAAGAUGCGAUGAAAGAUAAGGUCAGAAUGCAAUCGGCGGCGAAACAGAUCAGCAACGACAUGAUGAAAUGGAGCCUCAAGCCGACCGGGUUCAAUGCGGCCCUCGUGGAGAGGCAGAAGAUGGCGCUCAAGUACCGCUGA
This is a messenger RNA of Prorocentrum cordatum, 3141 nucleotides long. Lineage: Eukaryota; Dinophyceae; Prorocentrales; Prorocentraceae. The record is from the annotation of a GenBank genome assembly.